This is a messenger RNA of Musca vetustissima, 389 nucleotides long. Its product is annotated as lachesin-like. Gene Ontology annotation, molecular function: axon guidance receptor activity. The transcript is spliced from 3 exons. Lineage: Eukaryota; Metazoa; Arthropoda; Insecta; Diptera; Muscidae. Gene Ontology annotation, cellular component: plasma membrane; axon; neuronal cell body. The coding region runs from base 16 to 372 and encodes 118 amino acids. Gene Ontology annotation, biological process: synapse organization; homophilic cell-cell adhesion. The record is from RefSeq and is a predicted model, not a curated record.
CCAAGGAUUCAUCAUAUGAGCAGCAGCGGUCAUUUGCAAGUUAAAAAAGGUUCUUCGGUUCGCAUAGAAUGUUCAGCCUCUGGUAAUCCUACACCAAACGUUACAUGGAGCCGUAAAAAUAAUAUUUUGCCCAAUGGCGAGGAAAAACUCCAUUCGCAUAUAUUGUCAAUUGAAAAUGUGGAUCGCCACAAGGGUGGAGUUUACAUUUGUACAGCUAAUAAUGGUGUGGGUCAACCGGCCUCCAGUCAAGUGAUUUUACAUGUUUUAUAUCCUCCAGAAAUCAAUGUGGAACGUCCAGUGGUCUUCUCUGGGGAAGGUCAUGAGGCAAUGCUUGUGUGUAUUGUGCAUGGAGAAACACAGCCUGAGGUAUGAAUUGCUUAAAUUUAUUU